AAGGAAUCGAUCGUGUGGUUGGUUAUUUGGUUUGCGUCGUUAUUGGAAACAAAGUUAGACCACGCAUUGCAGAUUGCAUUAUUAUUUUUAUCAUAAACGACUAUUUAAAUACAGUUGAUUAUUCAAAUUUAUUAUUUAAACUCAGUUACAUUACUAUUAUAAUUAUAUAAAUAUUCACAAAAGAUAUAUUUAAAAAAAAAAUAAUGGCUGAUUCGUCAUAUGAAAAAGGACUGAGCGAACUUUCAAAAAUGAAAGUCGCAGAUUUAAAAGUCGAAUUAAAACAAAGAGGCCUACCUACAACGGGAAAUAAAAAUGAACUUGUUGAGAGGCUUCAACUUGCUAUUCAUGGCGAUAGCGCACUAUCACUGGACGAGACGGCGGAUGAAAUUUUAGAUGAAGAUGCUGUACUUGGGGAUGAAGAAAUAGAAGAAUUGACACCAGAGAAACCAGAUUCUCAAGAAGUUGGUGAAAAACGAAAAUUAUCCACAGAUAAUAAUCCAGUGUCUGCUAAAAAAAUAGUUCUUAAUCGUAAUUCAGUUAUUGAAGAGAUAAAAGUUGAUAAACAGAGUACUGAAGAAACACCAAAACCCGCUGAAACAACUGAGACUCAGAAACGUGUCAUUAAAUUAUCGGAAGUCGGAAUAAAAGAGCGAUUGGAAAUGAGAGCUAAGAAAUUUGGUGUCCCACUAUCAGAAUCAGCGAAAAAAGAAGCUAGGUCUGCAAGAUUCAAUAGCAUUAAUAAUCAAAAUAAUAAAUCUGCGGCGUCUAUUAAAAUACCUGUUGAAACGUCAGUUGAAACGUUGAAAAAACGCGCUGAAAGAUUUGGUACCAACGUUUCAAACGUUGUAGAAAAGGUUGAACUGCAGGAAAAAAUAGAAAAACGCAAGGCAAGGUUCGGUGAAGUUCAACCACUACCACUUAAGAAACCAACUUUUGUUAAUAGAGUUAAAUAUGUCAAAUGAUAUAAUUUAUUGUAUAUGCCUUUAUCAAAACCUAUUAUUUAAAGUUCAUAUUUAGCCUUGGAUGUUUCAUUAAUUUUAUUUUAUUAUUUUUUUUAUUAAAUAGUAUUCGUUAUUAAAGUUGAACGAACUGAAAAGUAGCCUGAGUUUAUUUCAUUUGUUAAAUUUAAACUCUAAUGAAUUUAUUAUUGCAAAAUUAAAUGACUACGAACUUUUUUUUUUAUAAGAAAUUUUAUAAAAGGAUCUAAAAUAAUAUAACUCAUUACCAUAAUGACAGGGUUUUUUUUUUAUUGAUCUAGACAUGAUCAGGAUUACAUAUAAUCGAAGAGCUUAAAUCAAAUGGAGACAUUUUAAUUUUUUUUACCCAAUUAUAAAAAUGACUCAUUUGAUUUUAAGAUCUCUAAUUACAAUGUAUGAAACAAAUUAAUAAGUAUUUUUAAAUCAAAAUAAAUAAAAAUGAAUUGACAAGAAAAAAAAAAUACAAAACGACAAAUAUUAUAUAUUACUAAUAAUUGAUAAAAACAAGUAGCAAUUGGUCAAAUUUAAAAAAUAAAUUUCCAUAAAAAUAAAAAGCAAAAUUUUUUUUAAUUAAUUAAUUAAUAAUAAUUAUAAUUGUUGACAUAAUUUGUUAUUAUUUAACUUAAAGCUUUAUAUUAUAAAAAAUCUAAGUCAAGACAUUAUCACAAUUUCGCUUGUCUUGAAAUAGGAUACAAAAAAUUUUCUUUUUUUUUUCUUUCUACUAAACAAAAAUAACACAGAAACUUUUUCUUUUCCCUCUUUUUUUUUUCUUCAUUUCAUUUUUCUUUUUAAUUAUCAUCUCACAUUAAUAUAAAUUUAAUAUAAUAUAAUAUAGAGGCAGUUUGAAAAAAUUUACAAUUUAUUUUCACCGAAAGAUACAUUUGAACUUCAGGUGUCGUAUGGGAAUUUUAAAUAUUUUUUCACACUUGUGCCGAAAUUAUUGUUAAAAAAUAAAAUAUAAUAAUGUCGUAUUGUUUCAAAAUGAACUGUAACGUUAAAAAUAUUGCAAUCAAUAAAAAUAUUUAUAUAAAUUCAUUUUAUUUUAAAUCGAAUAACAAAUUUUUUUUUUUUUUUUAAGGGCAUUCUCAGACAGUGCCCCCACUUUUUAAAUAUUUUCAAUGACUUAAUUGCCAUAAGCGCAUCAAAAUUUUAUUAAUUGAUUAAAAAAAAGUUAGAGUAUUCAUUGAAAAAAAGGAAACUUCGCUGAUAUAGAUUUAAAAAAAAAUUACUUACAGUUGAUAUCAAUUAGGAGUCAAACAAAAUAUAGAAAAUAAAUUUCAGUAAAAUCUUCAUGUCAAUUUUAUAAUUGAAAUUUUCAAUUUUUUUAGGCUGAAAUUUAUUUUCCAAAUUUUGCCCGCACAAAAAAAUAUAUAACUAACAUAUGUCCCAUGUAGCCGAUACAUUGAUGGAUAUAUGUCACAUAUAUAUUUUUUCGUGUGGGUGUUUAACUCCUAAUUGAUAACAACUGCAAGUAAUUUUUUUAAAAUUCCAUAUCUCAGGGAAAUUGUCCUUUUUUCAAUUACACGGAGAAAAAUGGAGGUAAAAAACGUACGAAUUUUUAUUAUGCCGUCGACCAAACUUGAAACAGAAAGUUGAGUCACUAAAAAAUGAUUAUCCUGCAAUCCAAACAAUAUUAUACACUUAAAACUUAUUGAUAAAUUGUAAUAAAAACUAUUUGUGUGAACUAGGAAUUAUAGUAGAAAAUGAAAAAAUUUCUAGAGGAUCACAAUAAUAAUUAUAGUGCAGCAUAAUUUUUUGACGACUCAACUUCCUGUUUCAAGUUUGGUUGACAGCAUAAUAAAAAUUCGUACAUUUUUUGUCUCCAUGUAAGGUUUUAAUUUUUUUUUUAAUUAGUUAAUAAAAUUUGAAUACGGUUAUGACAGUUGGAGUCAUUGCAUAUUUUUAAAAAGUUUGGGCACUAUCUGAGUAUACCCUUAAGACUCGUUAUUUAUUUUUUUUUCCAAGAUAUUUAUAAAUCAAUUAGUAAAAUACUGACAAUAAAUUUCAAAAAUAACCCCAGGUUUAAUGGGUAUUAAAAAAUAAAAAAAAAACCUUUAUUAUAAAAUCGUUUUUGGAAUUAUUAAUUGAUUAAUAAUUAUCACAGAAAAUGUUUAAAAAUAAUUUACUUUUUUUAGUUAACGAAUCUUGAAUAUAAGUUAAAAAAAAAUGUGAAAAAGACAAUGCGUUUUUUUAUAUUAAAUCAGACUCUAACUUAAUAAUUAUUAAUAUUGUUAUUGUUUCUAUAGCGUACGCUUUAACGAAAUCUUAUUAUAACUAAAAAUAUAUAUAAAUAUAUAUACGAAGCGUGAUUUGUGUUUUCAUAGCACAUAAGUCUUUCAGUUAUUUAAUAAAUUGUCAUGUGUUUUAUUUAAAUCUUAAUUAUUAUGACAAAAAAAAAUAAUAUUAAUAAAAAUAAGAAAAAAAGUAAAACAUUCUCAUCACUUUUACAAUUCCCAUCAGCAUUUGCACAUAUCCAUGGACCGAAAUAUUAUUUAAUUAUAUUUUAAAUCACAAUUUAAUUAUAAUUAGCAUUUUUUUUUAAAUUUCUUU
This is a messenger RNA of Microplitis mediator, 3527 nucleotides long. Its product is annotated as SAP domain-containing ribonucleoprotein. The transcript is spliced from 7 exons. NCBI's taxonomy places the organism in Eukaryota, Metazoa, Arthropoda, Insecta, Hymenoptera, Braconidae. Gene Ontology annotation, biological process: poly(A)+ mRNA export from nucleus. The coding region runs from base 204 to 962 and encodes 252 amino acids. The record is from RefSeq and is a predicted model, not a curated record. Gene Ontology annotation, cellular component: nucleus.